Molecule: messenger RNA, 1410 nt
Organism: Argentina anserina (silverweed cinquefoil)
Lineage: Eukaryota; Viridiplantae; Streptophyta; Magnoliopsida; Rosales; Rosaceae
Product: DNA-directed RNA polymerase III subunit rpc4-like
Exons: 9
Coding region: 79-1050 (323 amino acids)
Biological process (GO): tRNA transcription by RNA polymerase III
Cellular component (GO): RNA polymerase III complex
Molecular function (GO): DNA binding
Source: RefSeq, a predicted model, not a curated record
GUCAUCCGUUCGAACCUUCGCUCCGCCCAAUUUUCCAUCAAUUUUUUUCCUUCUUCUUCUCCGGCAAGCCAAACCGCCAUGGACAAAGCAGAGUCAGCUGCUCCUCGCCGGAAGGGAAGGUUCAAGCCCAAAGCUCCACCCAGAAAGCCCAAACCUACAACUGAGGAUGAAGUUGCUGAGAUAGAAGAAAGAGAAGCCAAGGCUCUGCUUCGAAGGCUCCAGGAGAAGCAGGCAAGACGUGCUCCUAGAUCCGAAAAGAAAUCUGCUGUGGAAGUGGCAAUUGGUCCUGGAGCUCAAUCUUCAGGCCCCCUGAGGUUGUAUGGGGUACCAAAGGUAGAAAAUUUUGAUCAAGGGAGCAGCUUAGAAGUGAAAGGCUCUGACGAUGAUCAGAUUCUGUCACCUUCACCUUUGGCUACCAGGGGACCUGGAACUUAUGCGCCUAUGGAUAUUGAUAUUGCGGAUGCAUCAUUUUCAAAUGUCAAGAAUCAGUAUAUAGAGAUUUGGGAUUAUGAGAACAGCAAAUAUCCUACUAGUCUUCCACUUAGGAAGCCCUACUCUGGAGACCCAGACAUUCUAAAUGAGAAGGAAUUUGUUGAGGAUGCUGCAAAAGAGUAUGAUGAGAGUACUAUAAAUUGUGCUUCAGAACUUGGGCUGCAGGAUCAAAAUGUGGAAGAGAAGUUGCUUUUUGUUCAGCUGCCUCCUACUCUGCCAUUUGUAAAGCGAUCUACUACUGCAAAAGGGAAAGAGAAAGUCGGAAGCUCAAUGCCAUCAGAGAAGGUCGUUGGUGCAGCAAAGAAGGGCGGUUGUUUGGAAGAUUUAUCUGAGGGGUAUAUGGGGAAGAUGCUGGUUUACAAGAGUGGAGCAGUCAAGUUCAAGCUAGGAGAUGCACUGUAUGAUGUUUCACCCGGUUCUGAUUGUGUAUUUGCUCAAGAUGUUGCUGCAAUCAACACUGCAGCCAGAAAGUGUUGUGUUCUUGGAGAGCUCGGCCAGCGAGUUGUUAUAACUCCUGAUGUGGAUUCCCUACUAGACGCAACAAUCGAAUUGGAAUGAGGUUAAGCUAGUAAGAGGUUGCCACAACCUGGUAUCGGUGGAGUUUAAUGCAAAUGAGAAACCUGGUAUUGGUAGAUAUGUACAAGUAGAUAUGUCCAUAGAGUCGCAAACGCUGAGCUAGUGAGCUGAGUGGGAUAUAAAGAGUAGCAACCUGUAGUCAUGUAGCGUUGGCACAUUGCAUUAAGAUUUGGUAUGUGGUAGCUGAUCUAGUUGUUAAACAGCGAUAACCGUGGUUUAUGGACCAAUUAUACUGAUAUUGUCUCAACUUAGCCACCUCACAAGUGUUGGGUUUUAAUCACAAAAGGUCUUGGUACAAUUGGUUAUUAUCCACCUAAUUAUAAUCUCUAUUUUUAUUUGUCA